AUGGCUGAGGCCUUGGGCCAUUUGAACCGUAUCUCUUGCCAUUUCCGAAAGCAUGGACAACACAAAUCUGCCAAUGAGCUCGGCAAACUGAGCAUUAUGAUCGUCAACGCAUUCUCUGAGGGCGUUGAGCAUAUCCCGGAUAACGAAUACAUGUUGGACGAGGAUCAUAUGCAUUCAUCCAGGAGCAUGACCGCCGAGGAUCAACAGAGAGCUAUGCACGAGUCAAUCCAGAAGCAAGCCGUUGCUGCAUUAUUGAACGAAGUUGAGAAGGAGAAGAAGGAACCUGUUAGGGGCCAUGGCAAACGAGCUGGAAGCUGGGCCGAGGUCGCCAGCUCUAUGGGCAAUGUUCAGGGACAGCCUAAAGAUACCAUGCAUUACCUAUCUCCCAUGUCCAUGUCGUCUGUCUCCGGAUCGAAGCAGAGUCACGAAAACGAGGACGAGAAUGGUCUUGGGACGCUGGACUAUGCUGGGGUCUCGCUCCCUCAGGAUAUUCCGGAGGUCAAAGCAGGCGUUGUGCGUAUUCACGGCAGAGUGACCAAAGAUAUGAUCCAUUUCAUCACCGCCCGCAUCCACGAGGGGCCAUUGCAGGAUAUCCGGCUGGAAAGCAACGGAAUGACUCAAGUGGCCUUUCAGUUUGCCUCGCAUGCUCUGGCAUUUGUGAAGUCGAACCAGGAGAUGGAGGAGAUGCUUGGAUAUGGGCGCUUUGGCACCGGAUACAAUGUCGAGCUAGCCGAGGUCAUUGAUUGGGACGACGACCACCGUCGAAUGAAUCAGCCAGUCCGAGAACGUCGCCGCCUGUCUUUUGCAAGAAAGAGGCUGUUCGCCGACAACAUGUCCCCUGAAAAGUGGAAGCAAGACAUCCGUGCCUUGGCGGGUCCUGGCAACAUUGAUUUCCUCUGGGUCUUCAACUCUGGAAACGCAACUGCCGUGUUCGCGAGCACUGUCGUUGCUCGUCGAGUGCUGGAAGCCUUCAACAAGUGGAAGAACACUCGAUCUGUCUACAGUGGGGUCUCCGUGACUUACUCCUCAGAUCCCUGCGAGAAAGAGCUCGUUUUGGUCAAGGACAUGGGUCGCCCAGCUUUUGCCAAGAACUACGCGAAGAAAUCCAUGCGCUGA
Molecule: messenger RNA, 1116 nt
Organism: Aspergillus clavatus NRRL 1
Lineage: Eukaryota; Fungi; Ascomycota; Eurotiomycetes; Eurotiales; Aspergillaceae
Exons: 4
Coding region: 1-1116 (371 amino acids)
Source: RefSeq, a predicted model, not a curated record